AUCUCGCUCUCACGUAUCGAUCUGCGCGUGUCCACAGAGCGAGCCCAUACACUGUCAGCUCAGGGAGGCUAGCACGUUUCUUUCAGUGUCGGAGUGACACUCGACACCCUUCUGCCAGCUUUCUCUCUUCAUAUUCUUCCUAACUCCAUCCAAGAACGACCACGCACAACGACGGCGAGAUUUGCUCCCACAGUGGUUUCUUCUUAUUAUGGCUGUUAGCAGCACCAAGACAGUGUACGAGAUUUUCCAAAGCAUGGAGUACGGGCCAGCAGCAACUUCUAGCACUGCUACUGCACAGGCCUGGCUGGAGCAUCAUUCCCGUUCUCUGGGUCUCUUCAUUGAUGGCAAAUUUGUCUGUCCAGCGGACGGACGGAGCUGCUCCCUGGCUGAUUCUAAAGGAAGUAUUGUAUGCAGCACAGCAUGCGCCGAAGAAGCCGAUAUUUCCCAGUGUGCCUCCUCUGCUGUUAACGGUUUCAAGUCCUGGAGCAGCCUGAGCUGCAACCAAAGGGCCAAAGUGCUCUUGAGGUUGGUGAGUGUCCUCGGGCAGCACGGCCAGUGUUUCUCAGAGUUAUGUGAGCUCUGUGAGGCCUCCUGCUCCACCGCUGCCCUGGUCAGGCUGCUGCAGUUCUACAGCAGCUGGGCGCAGCUCAGAGACACACUCCUCACCGACUGGACACCUCUAGGUGUGGUGGCAGUGGUGACCUCGAAAGACUGUUCUCUCUAUUCUCUUCUGCUCAAAGUCCUGCCAGCACUGGCUAUGGGCAACUCUGUGGUGGUUGUCCCCGGUCAGAGCACGGCCCCCCCAGUGCUACUGUUGGCUCAGCUUUUUACAGGAGCAGGACUUCCUGCUGGGGCUCUUAAUGUGCUAACAGGAAGUGACAUAACACUGGGUGUCAAAGUGUCCCAGAACCACAGCAUCAGUUACGUCAACUACAGCGGCAACAAGGAGGACGGGGUGAUGCUGUGCAAGGCCACAGCAGGGAUGGGAGUUCCUGUUUCGGUGUCACCGUGCAUAGGCGCCAUCUGUCCGUUCAUCAUCUUUGAGUCGGCAGAUAUUAACAGUGCCGUGGAUGAGGUGAUGGAGGCCGCCUUCAGGAAGAAGAAAGAGGUCUUCUGGGUGUUGUGUGUGCAGGAGAGUGUGGUGGACAGUGUUGUUGCCCAUCUCAGGUUGCGAAUGGCAAAGAUGAAAUGUGUGACCCUGCACAGUGAGGCAGACAGGGAACGGUUGGAUGCUGCCGUGCAGGAAGCUCAGCAGCUGGGAGCCACGUUGGUUCAGUCCUGUGCUGAUCCCACGUCAGGUGCACAGUAUCCUUCCACUGUGCUCUGUGGGGUGGCCCCCUCCUCACCAUGUGUGGUCAACCCCUGUCCUGGACCCCUGCUGCCCCUCAUGACCUUCAGAAGCAACACAGAAGCAGUGACUCUUGGGAACCACAGUCCUCACGGUCAGGCAGCAUCCAUCUGGACUGAGGACCUCACCCUCGCUCUGGAGACAGCUAGGAGUUUGUCAGUUGGCUCUGUGUGGGUGAAUUCCCACUCCAUCUCUGACCCCUGUCUGCCCGUCUGCGGUCACAAAGACAGCGGGACCUGCACCGAUGGAGGACAGGAGGGUCUGUACCAGUUUCUACGCCCCUCCUCUUCCUCCCCUCCUCUUCCUCGCUCCUCUCCCGUCUCCAUGGACUACACGCAGUUCGGAACAGAAGCAUCCCCACCUAUCAUUCCUGAUGAGUCGGACCCUGCCAGAGCCCCUCAGUCCCACCUGCAGUUUGUUGCUGGUAAAGCAUGUAAAUCAGUGUCUGGCUGCAGUGUGGCUGUGCAGUCACCAGGUGGUGGUGGUGGUGUGUUAGCCUACUGCCCAGACGGGGGCCGGAAGGACGUUCGCAAUGCUGUGGAGGCUGCUAUCAAAGUCCAGCCAGGCUGGAUGAAAAAGAGCCCCUCUGCACGUGCCCAGUCACUCUACUCUCUGGCCAAGGGCCUUGAAUCAAAGAGGCGGGACAUCGCUGCGGCAAUCAACACCCAGACCGGCCUGUCAAUGGACGAGGCUGAGAAGGAGGUGGAGCUCAGCAUUACCAGGCUCAGCGUUUGGGCUGCUUAUUGCGACAAAGUCCAGGGAGGAUCUCUGCCCAUGCCAAACUCUGGCUCCGCUCUCUCCAUCCCUGAAGCCCUGGGAGUCAUGGGGGUCGUCCUACCUGACAAAAAUCCCCUCCUCUCCAUGGUAACUGUGCUUGGGGCAACUAUUGCUACAGGCAAUGCUGUUAUUAUGGUCCCCAGUCAAAAGUAUCCACUGCCUGCCUUGGCAUUCAUUAAGGUGCUCCAGUCCUCGGACUUGUCAGCAGGUCUGGUAAACGUUAUUACAGGAAGUCGAGACCAGCUGACUGUGGCUCUGGCUAAUCACAGUGUCAUCAAGGCCAUCUGGUACUGGGGCAGUGCUGAGGGCUGCCAGUACCUCCAGUACACCUGCACUAGUCCGCUAAAAACCCUGCGCCUGUGUAAGGACCAGGAAGGGAAAGAUGGCGAGCUAAACUGGACUCAGUGCCAUCCGUCAUUCCUGGAAGAAAUGUGGAGAAGCGCUGUGCAGUGGAAGAGUGUAUGGAUUCCUACAGCUUAAAACAGAACGGCAGGAAGAAGGAAAAAAGUUACAGUUUUGAUAUCAUCAUGGAGCAUUUGACUGUGACCUGAAAAAUCAGAAAUCAUCACAGGUCAGACAGCGGCAGAAGGGGAGGAGGGAUUUUAAAAGCAAAAAAACAUUAGAUGUUAAAUUAAAUUUUGAGAUUAUAUUAGGAAUAGAUGACAUAAAGCACUUAAUACACAGACGAGGGAUUCAGUGAAGGUCACAUGCUAACAGUGUUGCUAAUAUAUGAGCUGAUUUUUGUUGCCAGCAUGGUUCAAAAUGAUACUAAAAUGGAAGAUGUGGGGAUAGAUAUUCACUGUGAUUCAGACAAAAGGUUUUUUCCCUUUUUAACUUUAUCACAGAAGCACGUCCAUGUGACAGUGAAUGCAGAGACCUAAAAACAUUUCACGCAUCUUUACUAUUUUCAUUUAAAUGUAAGUCGGUUUACUGAAGAUUAUCGAGCAUAGCAGUAGCUACCCAUCAGAAUAAUCAAUUUAUUGUUGAGUUUUUCAUUUUUCUUUUGUAAUAAAUAUAAAAAAGGAAAAAAUCCCACAAUGCUAGCCAAAGUAACAUCCAUUAGAACUAGUGCAACAUUUUGCUUGCUUGGUCAAAAAAACCAAUAAACCUUGAGGAUAGAUUUAAGGUUUAUUAACAAUAGCUGUUCUUUAGUAAGGUUGGGAUUCUUUUUUGUUAGUCAUAACAUGCUAUUAUGAUAAUUUGAUGAUUUUCUACCUCUGUUAUGCGUAUUUUAAUUAAUCCUCACAUGUCUGAUUGGUGUUUUGUACACUUCCUUACUUUUUUAUGCAGAUAAAAUAAGAGGUCACUGUAUCGCAAACUAUUUCAAAGUAGGUCAUGUUCACAUUUCUUUCCACGUUAACGAGUAAUCCACGUGAACUGUGACAAACCUCGGGAGAACUUUGGCUCUGAUUAUUGAGCCAGUGUUGCAGGGUCAGCAGAUAUUAAAGAGAUAAAGACGUGUGUUAUGGGCUUGAGUAUGUUCUGUGGGAGCCAUUCCACUUCCUGCUCAGAAAUUAAGACAGACAGAAAUUAGAUGCAAAUUAGGUGCAAUUCAGAAAAGGUCACAGCAGGGGGCGCUCACAAGGUAGUCCUCAGUGAUUAGGAGUGAAUGCAGAUAAACAUCAACAAUAUAUACAGCAACACUUAUGUACUUUAGUUUGUCUUAGAGAAAAGCUGCUUUUGGUGAAAAAAUACUUCCAAUCUGGUAACGUAUGCUGAGUGGUCCUUGAAAAAACCCUCCCUUUGUGGCAACUAAAACACACAUUAGAGGUGCAGUUUAACCACAACAGAACCUUACAUGUAUGUAUAGGAAGCAGCGGCUAUCUGAGGGGUGUACUACGGAUUCAACACAGCUAGCCUUUGUUUGUGUUUGCUGGCUUGACAAAACCUAAAAGCCCAGUUGGAGAUAACAGAAACCUCGACGCUAUGCA
Messenger RNA from Oreochromis niloticus (Nile tilapia), 4056 nucleotides. RefSeq names its product aldehyde dehydrogenase 16 family, member A1 (gene aldh16a1). NCBI's taxonomy places the organism in Eukaryota, Metazoa, Chordata, Actinopteri, Cichliformes, Cichlidae. Gene Ontology annotation, molecular function: oxidoreductase activity, acting on the aldehyde or oxo group of donors, NAD or NADP as acceptor. The coding region runs from base 209 to 2605 and encodes 798 amino acids. The transcript is spliced from 17 exons. The record is from RefSeq and is a predicted model, not a curated record.